Molecule: messenger RNA, 1263 nt
Organism: Salvelinus namaycush (lake trout)
Lineage: Eukaryota; Metazoa; Chordata; Actinopteri; Salmoniformes; Salmonidae
Product: lactoylglutathione lyase-like
Exons: 7
Coding region: 297-926 (209 amino acids)
Molecular function (GO): lactoylglutathione lyase activity; metal ion binding
Source: RefSeq, a predicted model, not a curated record
ACACGUUCUAAACGGUUGCUUAGCUGUUUAGCCCUGACUGACGUAGCUAGACGCUCUCAGUCGAGCAGUUUUUGGAGGGGCUCUUUAUUUCCUCAUUUCAGUGGCCGUGCCUUGCUGCUCACCGCACACACCACCAACCUAGCACUCCUCCGUCUUCUUCUAGAGGUAGAUAUCCAAGCAAAAUGACCGACCAAGGGUUAUCAGACGAGGCCGCGGCAGCAGCUUGCAAAGAUGGAAACCCACUUACGAAGCUAAGGUAAAGUUAUACCAGUCGGAUGAGAGCUGACAUUGGCUAGAUGUCGGCCCAGGCGGCAUCCCUAGACGUGUCCUCAGAGCAUGCGCAGACCAGCUGGCUGGAGUGUUUCCUGACAUUCAAUCUCUCCCUAUCCCAGUCUGCUGUACCCAUUUGCUUCAAUGUGUCCACCAUUGUUCCUGUCCCCAAGAAAACAAAGGAUUUCAUGAUGCAGCAGACCAUGCUGAGGGUGAAGGAUCCAGUGAAAUCCCUGGACUUCUAUACCCGGAUCAUGGGAAUGACGUUACUACAAAAGUUUGACUUCCCCUCCAUGCACUUCUCCCUUUACUUCCUGGGUUACGAGGACAAGAAGGAGAUCCCUGCUGACGUGAAAGAAAGAACGGCAUGGACCUUUUCCAGACGAGCCACCAUUGAGCUCACCCAUAACUGGGGCUCUGAGAGUGACGCUAGCCAGUCUUACCACAAUGGCAACUCGGACCCUCGUGGCUUUGGGCACAUUGGAAUUGCGGUGCCUGACGUCUAUGCUGCCUGCAAGCUGUUUGAAGAGCAAGCAGUCACCUUUGUCAAGAAGCCCGAUGAUGGUAAAAUGAAGGGGCUGGCGUUUGUACAGGACCCUGAUGGCUACUGGAUCGAGAUUCUCAGCCCCAACAACAUGGUCUCCAUCACCUCUUAAAGAGACAAGAAGGAUCCCCCCAACGGGAUACAGUGCCGUGGUGUUAUUUGGGAUGUAGAUUUUGCCAACAAUUUAGGAAAACCCACCCAGUUCCAUGAAGGAUACUUAUGGGAGUAGCAGUGACAGGACAUAAGGACAACGCUCACUUUUUUAUUGUCAUGAGAGCUCGUGGCAAUGAAAUGCAGCCCGGCAUUGGGAAAAGGGCCAAUCGUAAAGAAUUAGGGUUUUCUCAUUGAGUUUAAUGGCUAAGCGCAGGUUUGGCGGACAUUUUGUUUUGAGUAUACAGCGAUGCCUAACUUAUGUGCAGUAAAGCUAAACGCCACUGUUCAAAGCUACA